AUGAGGUCGGUUGAAUUACUGGGGCUCCUCUGCUGCUCCUCCUUGUUCAUGGUCGGUGGGAGUAACUCGGUUAGCAACGACGCCUGGCAACGUCCUGGUUGCCAUAAGGUUGGAAAUACUCGAAAAAUACUUAUCCCGGAUUGCGUGGAGUUUAUUAUAACGACAAAUGCGUGCCGUGGAUAUUGCGAAUCCUACUCGGUACCCUCCGUUUCCUGGACUGGAUCUUCGAUGGCUGCUUUAUUCAAGUCACCCAAGCCAGUUGUGAGUGUUGGCCAAUGCUGCAAUAUGAUGAAGUCAGAGGAGAUACAACGCCGGGUAUUAUGUAUUGAAGGAAUUCGAAAUGUAACAUUUAAAAGUGCAGUGUCAUGCAGCUGCUAUCACUGUAAAAAGGAUUAAGUGCAAGUAGGAAGAGCCUGAGCCACUAUUUGAUACGAUUUAGUACGAAAAUUUCUAACUCCUAUUAAAAUAUUAUGUUGCCCAUAAUUCUAGUCUUUUUUGACAAAUCUCUUCAAAUUCCAAACGAUGCAUUACUCUCAAAUAAUAUUAUUUAUUAAUAGUUUGCAUAUUUGAAAAGAAUUUAUCGUUCACUACACCAUAAAAAACGAAAGGUCUAAUUUUCCUAACAUUUUUCCCACAGUAGUCUCAUUUUCAAGUUGGUUAGAAACUUUAAAUUAUUGUAGAUAAUUAAUUAAAUAAUGUAAAUGCUGCAAAAUGAAAUUUAAAAAAAAACACAAAACUUAAACUUUGACAAAGAAAUAAAGAAACAAAUAAAAAUUAAA
Messenger RNA from Drosophila biarmipes, 779 nucleotides. RefSeq names its product thyrostimulin alpha-2 subunit (gene Gpa2). Lineage: Eukaryota; Metazoa; Arthropoda; Insecta; Diptera; Drosophilidae. Bases 1 to 396 code for a protein of 131 amino acids. Gene Ontology annotation, biological process: cell surface receptor signaling pathway. The transcript is spliced from 2 exons. The record is from RefSeq and is a predicted model, not a curated record. Gene Ontology annotation, molecular function: hormone receptor binding.